AUGUUGGGGAACUACUCUAGUGCCACAGAAUUUCUUCUCGUAGGUUUCCCUGUCGCCAAAGAACUACGUCACAUCCUUUUUGCGGCCUUCCUUUUCUUGUACUCUGUGACAAUAUUAGGAAAUUUGCUCAUCAUCCUGAUAGUCUGUGCUGACAAACAUCUUCAGUCUCCCAUGCACUUCUUCCUUGGGCACCUCUCUGUCCUGGAGAUUUUGAUCACAUCCGUGGCAGUCCCUUACACGCUCCAGGGACUCCUUCUGCAGACCCAGAUAAUGUCUCUGUCCGCAUGUUGUGCACAACUGUACUUGUACCUUUCUUUGGGAAGCUCAGAGUUGGUGUUGAUGGGAGUGAUGGCAGUAGACAGGUAUGUGGCUGUCUGCAACCCUUUGAGAUACAGUGUCAUCGUGAGCAGCUAUACUUGUCCCUGGAUGGUAACUGUGUCAUGGGUGUUUGGGUUCCUCUUCCAAAUAUGGCCAGUCUAUGCCACAUUUCAGCUGACUUUUUGCAAGUCAAACGUUCUAGACCAUUUCUACUGUGACCGGGGACAAUUGUUCAAGCUCUCCUGUGAAAACACCCUUUUCACAGAGUUUAUUCUGUUCUUAAUGGCUCUUUUCAUUAUCGUUGGUUCCAUGAUCCUUACAAUUAUCUCUUACACCUAUAUCAUCUCCACCGUCCUCAAGAUCCGCUCAGCCUCUGGCCGGAGGAAAGCCUUCUCCACCUGCGCCUCCCACUUUGCCUAUGUUGUGAUUGGCUACGGCAGCUGCCUGUUCCUCUAUGUAAAACCGAAGCAGGCCCAGGCAGCCGAGUACAACAGGGUGGCGUCACUGCUGGUGUUGGUGUUGGCCCCCUUUCUGAAUCCUUUCAUCGUCACUCUUUGA
Molecule: messenger RNA, 876 nt
Organism: Acomys russatus (golden spiny mouse)
Lineage: Eukaryota; Metazoa; Chordata; Mammalia; Rodentia; Muridae
Product: olfactory receptor 9A1-like
Exons: 1
Coding region: 1-876 (291 amino acids)
Biological process (GO): G protein-coupled receptor signaling pathway
Cellular component (GO): membrane
Molecular function (GO): G protein-coupled receptor activity; olfactory receptor activity
Source: RefSeq, a predicted model, not a curated record